Messenger RNA from Rhodofomes roseus, 1786 nucleotides. RefSeq names its product glycoside hydrolase family 27 protein. The record is from RefSeq and is a predicted model, not a curated record. The transcript is spliced from 24 exons. Gene Ontology annotation, molecular function: hydrolase activity, hydrolyzing O-glycosyl compounds. Gene Ontology annotation, biological process: carbohydrate metabolic process. Lineage: Eukaryota; Fungi; Basidiomycota; Agaricomycetes; Polyporales; Fomitopsidaceae. Bases 242 to 1675 code for a protein of 477 amino acids.
GGCAACGCCCCGAGCGCAGCGUCGACGUGAGAACACCUGCGACGCAACGCGCAAGCGGACAGUGUGCUCACUGCUCAGCUGUGCUCAGCCGACCCAAUCGACCAUUCCUAUCCCGCCUUUGCACAGCUGCACGAUCCUGGUUAGGCUCUGUUGGCCUUGGAAACACAGCGUGUAUCUGGCCGCCAAUCUGGAGAUCAGAACUUAAACACACUGUUCCGAACGUGAAGUUUUGAGCAGAAAGAUGGAAACACAGCCGUUGUUGCCCUCGCGCGGCGUCAGCCGUAGCCGGCUAGCGGUGCUGAAGACUGCCGUCGUGACAGUCGUGCUCGUGGCAGCCAUAGGAGCCUUACUGGUUUAUUCAGGCUAUCUAUGGCGACCUGGUCACUCGGCACAUUCGCCUCUAAGGAGACAUUCAUUUGACGAUGAACGACCCGGCCGGCUGCCCGUCAUGGGCUACAACACUUGGAACGCCUAUUAUUGCGACAUUAACGAGGAUAAGAUACUGAAGACUGCGGAGCUCAUGAAGUCUUACGGGCUUCUCGACCUUGGCUACAACUACGUCGGCAUCGAUGACUGCUACUCGGAGAAGCAGCGCAACUCGGAUGGGGACAUCGUCGAAGACCCGGAGAAGUUCCCGUCUGGGAUGCGAACACUGACGGACAAGAUUCAUGACAUGGGUUUCAAAGCAGGAAUAUACAGCGACUCCGGAUGGUUUACUUGCCAAAUCUACCCGGGUUCCUUCCAGAAUGAAGACAGAGAUAUCAAACUGUUCCGCGACGACUGGAACUUCGAUCUAUUGAAGUAUGACAACUGCGCUAUACCAUUUGAUGAUGUUAUCAAGGAGGGCAUGGUCGGCAAGUUCCAACGGAUGGCGGAUGCUAUCGAGAACCUUGCCAAGAGCACCGGCAGGCCGCCAAUAUUGUUCUCCUUGUGCCAGUGGGGAGAGGAACAACCGUGGCUAUGGGCCAAGAAGAUCAGUCAGAGCUGGAGGACCACCGAAGACAUUGGUGCGAAUUGGGGGUCUGUUAUGGAUAUUUUGAACCGGAACUCGUUCAUCACUUGGGCCAAUGAUUUCUAUUCGCACAAUGAUAUGGACAUGCUUGAAGUGGGCAACGGCGAACUCUCGUACGAGGAGGCAAAGACACACUUCACGGCAUGGGCCCUCUUGAAGUCGCCUCUCUUGAUUGGCACAGACCUGCCCUCCGCAUCUGACGAAACGCUGUCGAUCCUCAAGAACGAGGAGAUCGUCGCCAUCAACCAGGAUCCCGUGGUCGGGACUAGCGUCAUUCCCUUCCGUUGGGGUAUCAACCCUGACUGGACGUACAAUGCUACGCACCCGGCUCAGUUCUGGAGUGGCCAGAGCGAAAACGGUACUGUGUUCAUGCUGCUCAACACACUUGAUGAGCCAGCGGAUCUUACCUUCAACCUCACGGAGUCGCCUUGGAUUAAGGCUGGUCGGCAGUACUCGGUUCGCGACCUCUGGACGCACACGGAAAACGGGAUAGCCGUACGUACGUACACUGCGCACGCGGUCCCCGCGCAUGGUGUAGUUGCACUGCUGCUACAGGACGCAGGCGAUGAGCCGGAGGGCUUGUGGCCGCCGUGCAUGCGCCUGAACUGGUGCAUGGCGGAGAACGGGACACGGUAUGACGGGCGCAGCCUGCGCGACCUGUGAGUUGGUGGUGAGUAGGUUGUGAGGGAGACAGCAUGGACAUGUCGAACGGAGUGGAUGUACAUCAUUUAAUAUGUAUGCUUCAAUCAGAGGCUUCGCCCUCAUACGACUUGU